This is a messenger RNA of Colossoma macropomum (tambaqui), 1218 nucleotides long. It is a transcript of the gene rxfp3, whose product is annotated as relaxin family peptide receptor 3. Gene Ontology annotation, cellular component: membrane. Gene Ontology annotation, molecular function: G protein-coupled receptor activity. Gene Ontology annotation, biological process: immune response; G protein-coupled receptor signaling pathway. Lineage: Eukaryota; Metazoa; Chordata; Actinopteri; Characiformes; Serrasalmidae. The record is from RefSeq and is a predicted model, not a curated record. The transcript has a single exon. The coding region runs from base 1 to 1218 and encodes 405 amino acids.
AUGCAGCAGAGCCCGAGCGCCCAGCUCGCGGUCGUUGGACUCAACGGCAGCGUAGCGCUUAACAGGACUUUUAACCAGCUUAACCAGUCGUGGAGUGACCUCGCUGACCUGGACAGGAGCAGCUUCGUGGCGGACGGUUCUGCCGUGCUGCGGAUCCUCAUCUCCGUGGUGUACUCGGUGGUGUGCGCGCUCGGCUUGGUGGGCAACGUGCUCGUGCUCUACCUGAUGAAGUCGCGGCGCGCGUGGAAGAAGUCCUCCAUCAACCUGUUCGUGACCAGCCUGGCCGUGACGGACUUCCAGUUCGUGCUGACCCUUCCGUUCUGGGCCGUGGAGAACGCGCUGGACUUCGCGUGGCCCUUCGGCAAGGCCAUGUGCAAGAUCGUGUCCUACGUGACGGCGGCCAACAUGUACGCAAGCGUCUUCUUCCUCACGGCCAUGAGCGUGGCGCGCUACCGCGCCGUGGCCUCGGCGCUCGAGAGCCGGCGGCGGCGAGCGCGCGUGCGCGUGCCGGCGCGCUGCCUGAGCGCCGCCGUGUGGGCGAGCGCGAGCGCGGCCGCCCUGCCGCACGCGAUCUUCUCCACCACGGCGGCCGUGAGCGGAGACGAGCUGUGCCUGCUGCGCUUUCCGGACCGCAGCGGCGACGCGCAGUUCUGGCUUGGCCUCUAUCACGCGCAGAAAGUGCUGCUGGGCUUCCUCAUCCCCUUCGCCAUUAUCUCCGUCUGCUACCUGCUGCUGCUGCGCUUCAUCACCAGCAAGCACGCCAACAGCUCCGGCGCUAAGAGACGCUCCAAGGUCACCAAGUCCGUGACCAUCGUGGUGCUGUCCUUCUUCUUGUGCUGGUUGCCCAACCAGGCGCUGACCGCCUGGGGCAUCCUCAUCAAGCUAAACGCGGUGCACUUCAGCUACGAGUACUACACCACGCAGGUGUACGUGUUCCCCGUCACCGUGUGCCUCGCGCACUCCAACAGCUGCCUCAACCCCAUUCUGUACUGCCUGAUGAGGAGAGAGUUCCGGAAGGCCUUGAAGAGGCUCUUCUGGCAGAUCGCCUCCCCCACGGUGACCACCAUGCGCCCCUUCACGGCAUCCACGAAGCCCGAGCAGGAGGAGCAGGGGGGCGCGCUGGCCGUGCCACGCGCGCCCGAGCCCAGCCUCAUCUUCUACCCGCCUGGAGUGGUCAUUUAUAACGGCAAGAAUGACCUUCUACCCAACAGCACAUAG